AUCUUAAACAUGUGUUUGAUGGAUGUUUUCUCCUCUGUUGAUAACCCCCUUUGAAAGGGGGGAGAAGGCAAUCUUUUUCUGGAUUUCUUGGGCCUCAGCCCAAAAGGCUAGUAACUUUUUUUGUUUGAGUUUGUGAGUUUUGCUGUUCUCUUGGCUCUCCGCAUAAAGCGUGAGGGAAUGGGCUGAAAAUGCAACCCAAAGUAUUUAGGGAAGGGAAUAAUUUCCUGAGGUUCUGGAAUGAUCAGUGAAAAGACUGGGUUCUCAAAGUCCUUUGCAAACAGGAGGCAUCCCGGAUCUGUGGGAUGUGUGCUGUGUACUGCAUCCAGAGGCAGGAGCAUGGACAGAGGACUCUCAUAAUUCUCACCCCCAGCAGAUUCUGUUAACAGUCUCUAAAUAGUCCCUGAAUCACCCCGUGCCUCAGUUUCCCCAUCUGUAUCAGCUUGUUCCUCAGACAGGUGAUGAGGAUUGAGCAACAAGUGUGUGCAAGUUGUGAGUAAGGCGUGGUGAUGGUUUCCAGUGUUCUGGGUCAGUGUUCUCACCAUUACAUCCUUAUUAACUGUGAUUGGGGUUCUCCCUGGGACUCAUGGCUGGGCCACUGAGUACUGGCUUUUGCUAGUCCCACAGAAGCCAGGUCUGGAGCUCUUAAGAGCAAGGCAGCUGUCUCCCCUAUUCCAGCACUCCACUUUCUUCUGGAGGGCUCUAAUUCUUGCAGGAAUGGCAGACACUGGCACCAAACCCUUUUGCCUCCUGGCUCCUCUUAGGGGCAGCUUCCCGGCAGAAGUCCUUCUCUCUUCCCCCCGUGUAUCUACUCAUUUAAGGGUUUAUGUGAGACUCCUGGGUGACUUAUUGCUAUUCUUUCUCUUUUCCCCAGCCUCCAGACAUAGCCUCUAGACUCCACUAGAGCCCCAGAGGCCAGCUGCUCUGAGUUGAGCUUGGGCAGAACUAUUGACCUGGCCCAACAGGGAAAGAAGACUCAGCAGGAGUGGGGGUGGGGUGGAGAUCACCCGGAUGUUUUCCGCUGCCGCUGAGUGACCCUCAGGCUGCUGAUGCAACCAGUCCCUUACCAUAGGCCAGGGAGAAUGUCCUGAGUCAGCGCUUCCUAUAUGAGAAGAGGGAUUCUUUGCUGGAGCCCUGGAACAGGUCUCAGUGAGAGAAGUCAGUCUUGCGACGUGUUGCAAAGGGUGAGGGAUGCACCACUGUAGACGGUCUUGAAAUAUCAGGAACUCUCCAGCUCAGAGAUGGACUUUCUUUCUAUUGCACCACCAGAAGAGGAAGCUUUUAUAUUUGUAUUGAUUUCCGGGACUCCCUCUUGCUAGAACAAUUUCUCCGUUUAGAUAAUUAACGGGCCAAGUCUAUUGAUCUUAAUCAGGGGAGGCAGUGGCAUCUUGGCUGUGGACUGUCUCUUGCUUGCAGCCCUGAAGUCCUGGAAGUUCCAGAGUGCAGCAGGUGUCUUGCAGGGGUUUUUGGCUGCUGUUGACCAAGUUGAGAAUUGAAAGGUCAGGAAUCAAAGUUAUGGGGAUAUAAAAAUCCCUGUCCAGGGGCUGGCGAGGUUCCAGUGCCCACAGUCUGAUGCUAUCCAGCAUUCUUCACUGUCCCAAGGUUGUAAAUAAAACCAUUGCACAAUCCGCAGCCCAGAAUUCAAAGCUCUUAGCCCAGAAGCAGCUGGGCCUUGGAGGUGUUUGCUCGUGACCUUUUCUCUCACCACACCCUGGGGCUCCUGGGAGGAGCUGAGGUCUGAGCUGCCUGCCAGGAUGCUGCCUCUGUCAGUGCCGGCGUUCUGCUGCCUUCCUGGGUCCUGUCACAUCCUUCCUGCUCGACCAUUGGGUGCACAGGAUGGAAACUGCUCUCCCGUAUUUGGAAGACAGCGUGUGGCGUGGUUUCGUAGAGCUGUGGCUGGAGACUGAAGUGGCAGCCCCUUUCUCAGGCUUUCUGUAGCCAGUCUGUGUUGGAGGAAAGGGAAGCACUCCAUGCCCUGCAGGUCUGAGAAGAUGGAAGGACAAGUAGUAGGCGGGAUGUUCAGGCUCUUCCGCAACCGUCUGCCUCGACUCCGAGCAGGACCUCCCCAGGACAACCUGGGGGAAGAUGUAAAGGAACCAGAAAGAGCCCAGGAGCACUGUCUGCCCAACUUUGCUGGAGGGCAGCACUUCUUUGAAUACCUCCUUGUGGUUUCCCUCAAAAAAAAACGUUCAGGGGAUGAUUACGAGCCCACGAUCACCUACCAGUUUCCCAAGCGGGAGAACUUGCUUCGGGGCCAACAGGAGGAGGAGGAACGGCUGCUUGGAGCCAUCCCCUUGUUUUGCUUCCCAGAUGGGAAUGAGUGGGCACCACUCACUGAGUACCCCAGGGAGACCUUCUCCUUCGUCCUGACCAAUGUGGAUGGGAGCAGGAAGAUUGGAUACUGCAGGCGCCUCUUGCCCGCCGGCCGUGGCCCUCGCCUUCCCAAGGUGUACUGCAUCAUCAGCUGCAUCGGCUGCUUCGGCUUGUUCUCCAAGAUCCUGGAUGAAGUGGAGAAGAGGCAUCAGAUAUCCAUGGCAGUCAUCUACCCGUUCAUGCAAGGUCUCCGAGAGGCAGCCUUCCCUGCUCCUGGGAAGACUGUCACCCUCAAGAGCUUCAUCCCCGACUCGGGCACUGAGUUCAUCUCACUCACACGGCCCCUGGACUCCCACCUAGAACAUGUGGAUUUUAGUUCUCUGUUACACUGCCUCCGUUUCGAGCAGAUUCUUCAGAUCUUUGCCUCUGCAGUGCUGGAGAGAAAAAUCAUCUUCCUGGCAGAAGGUCUCAGCACCCUGUCUCAGUGCAUCCAUGCUGCGGCCGCGCUGCUCUACCCCUUCAGCUGGGCACAUACCUACAUUCCUGUUGUCCCUGAGAGCCUUCUGGCCACUGUCUGCUGCCCCACUCCCUUCAUGGUUGGAGUACAAAUGCGCUUUCUGCAGGAGGUUAUGGAGAGCCCCAUGGAAGAGGUCCUCUUGGUGAACCUUUGUCAAGGAACCUUCUUAAUGUCAGUUGGUGACGAAAAAGACAUCCUACCACCCAAACUUCAGGAGGACAUCCUAGACUCUCUUAGCCAGAGGAUCAAUGAGUUACAGACUUUGGAACAAAUCAACGAGCAUGUUUCAGGCCCUUUUGUGCAGUUCUUUGUCAAGACUGUGGGCCACUAUGCUUCCUACAUCAAGCGGGAUGCAAAUGGGCAAGGCCAUUUCCAAGAACGGGCCUUCUAUAAGGCUCUGCCCUCCAAGGCCAACCGGCGAUUCGUGAAGAAGUUUGUGAAGACACAGCUCUUCUCCCUUUUCAUCCAGGAAGCCGAGAAGAGCAAGAACCCUCCUGCAGGCUAUUUCCAACAGAAAAUACUUGAAUAUGAAGAACAGAAGAAACAGAAGAAACCAAGAGAAAAGACUGUGAAAUAAGAGCUGUGGUGAACAGGAGGGACUAAGACAUAUAGGCCAGUUUUGGACUUUGGCCCCUGCCAGCAUGGUAGGAUUGGUGAAGCUCUCAGCCCCCAGAAUCCACAGCCGCCUUCCGAGUCCUGGUAACCAGGUGUUGCUUCAAGCUGGUGUCUUGAGUUUGGGAUCCCUGGAAUCAGCUUUCUCAGGACUUUGGAAGGCUCUGAGCUCUGUGUUCACAGAGCUGGGCUCAAAGCUGCCAUUUUCUGCAGAGGUGACAUAGAGCAGGGAACAGUAGUACAGGUGUUGUAGAGACGUAGAAGUUGCUGUAACUGCCCUCUCCCAGGAACCACUAUUCCAAAAUCCUCAACAGAGAAAGCAGUUGUGGCCAAAGGCUCAGUCUCUCCACAUAAAGAAAGAGGUCUGUGGACAUGUGACAGUAACAAUAAAGAUGAAAAUCUUGUUGUUUGUA
Molecule: messenger RNA, 3852 nt
Organism: Diceros bicornis minor
Lineage: Eukaryota; Metazoa; Chordata; Mammalia; Perissodactyla; Rhinocerotidae
Gene: DENND2D
Product: DENN domain containing 2D
Exons: 12
Coding region: 1968-3404 (478 amino acids)
Cellular component (GO): nucleoplasm; cytosol
Source: RefSeq, a predicted model, not a curated record